GAGAGCUCACGAAUCUUUUAGUCGCGAUUUGUCCUUCACGGAGUGUGUAUGUCAUUGUAAAGUAAUUGUCGCAAUCGGCUUACUUCUUUUUUUUUUUAUCGUCGGCUAUCAGACGAGCGCAUAUUUUCACUCCGGGCGGUGAUAACGAUACAAGAUGCCGUAUCGCGGAAAAUUGCGACUGCUCGGCAGAGCGUGUUUGGCCUUCGGAAAGAGCGAGGGUAAUCCAAAUCUCGCCGUCGUCGUCGCCAGCAGAAAUUUCUCAUCGAGUCGCACGCUCGAUAUGAGGUUCGUUCAAUUCACAAGCAAGGGCGGGGGCCCGCAACAUCUCGGGGUCCAGCUGAAACAGGGUGGCGACAUCAUCGCCGUGUCGGCGGUCGAUUCACGGAUCCCGAACACGCUGAAAAAGUUUCUCGAGGGCGGUGACGAUCUUCUCAAAAAGGCUAAAAGGGAAGACGAUAUCGACCUAAGGAGGGCAGUAGAGAGAAUAGUCGCCGAGGGACGGAGCAUUAUACCCGAGAACGACGUCAACUUUCUGGCCCCAGUCACGCGUAUGGACAAACUCGCUUGCAUCGGUCUCAACUAUAGCGGUCAUUGCCAAGAGCAAGGUAUACCGAUUCCGGAGAGUCCGGUAGUCUUCAGCAAAUUUCCCAGCAACAUCAUCGGACCGCGCGAUAACAUCCUGCUGCCGCAGAUUUCGGACAAAGUCGAUUGGGAGGCCGAGUUGGCGAUAGUGAUCGGCAAGAAAUGCAAAAGCCUCAGCAAUGACGAUGUCGAGGAUUGUAUCUUCGGUUAUACAGUGGCCCAGGACGUGACGGCGCGCGAUUGGCAGAAAUCGAAGCGAAACGGCGGUCAAUUUCUGCUCGGCAAAGCGAUGGACACGUUCUGUCCGCUUGGUCCGGCAGUCGUCACCAAGGAAGCGAUAUGCGACAUCAAUAAUCUGUUCGUGAGGACAUGGGUGAAUGGCAAAUUAAAGCAGGAUGGCAACACCAACGAACUUAUCUUCAAACCUCACGAAAUAGUCGCUUAUCUUUCGCAAUUUAUGACACUGUUACCAGGCGACGUGAUUCUUACCGGUACACCGGCUGGUGUGGGAUUCACGCGCAAUCCACCAGAAUAUCUACAGCGUGGCGACGUACUGGAAACUGAGAUCGAGAGUCUGGGACGUCUGAGAAACAAAGUAAUCUGAACUAAGAAACCGAGAGUAUGCCUUUGGAAAGCGUUAUCAGAACUUCUUCACAAGACUGGACGUUUUUUCGGGUAUCGACAUCCGCGAUGACAUUGAAUCAUCCCAAAAACUGUGUCUGAUCUGGAUACAGAAAUACAUACUCGAACAACAUCGACGAUUUCAAUGUGAUUGCAAAUGUUUAUGCCAGAGGUAACAGCAUCGCCACUUUUUGCUCAGGGCAUAAACGCGUCUAGCAACAUUGAUAACACAGCAACGCUAAUUUUCUAUAUGUCACGUAUUUUACGUACUUAUAUAAUUAAAAUCAGAUUGUUUCUAUUGUAUGUCUAUUUUAUCUCAUUCAAUCCAAUCUCCACAUAAUUUUAAUAAUUUUACAUUUUAAUGAAUUAUAUAUUAAUAGUUAUUUAAUCAUGUGAAUCUUUAUAUUCAAUUGUUAUUAAGUAUUUUAACAUCGUAAAAAUUGGUAUAUAUGUCAAUAAUGUAUAUGUAAAUAGUUUCUACAUUAUUCUUGGAGAAUUUGAAUGAAAGUUUAAGGAGGAGUACUUUUUGAUAUUUAUGUUCAAUUUUGUGUGUAUGUGAUAUAUCUUCAAUAUUUAUCUGUAAAAACAUGAAUAUGUGUGCGAGUAACCACAAGUACAAGUAGUGAGAUCUGAUAGUAGUGAAAACUGUUUAUAUUAUCAAAUAAUUCUCAUCAAAAUCAUGAAAAAUGAUUUAAAUGAAGGAAUGAUUAAA
This is a messenger RNA of Formica exsecta, 1915 nucleotides long. Its product is annotated as fumarylacetoacetate hydrolase domain-containing protein 2A. Gene Ontology annotation, molecular function: hydro-lyase activity. The record is from RefSeq and is a predicted model, not a curated record. Bases 155 to 1186 code for a protein of 343 amino acids. The transcript has 7 exons. Lineage: Eukaryota; Metazoa; Arthropoda; Insecta; Hymenoptera; Formicidae.